Molecule: messenger RNA, 1525 nt
Organism: Colossoma macropomum (tambaqui)
Lineage: Eukaryota; Metazoa; Chordata; Actinopteri; Characiformes; Serrasalmidae
Gene: iah1
Product: isoamyl acetate hydrolyzing esterase 1 (putative)
Exons: 6
Coding region: 46-765 (239 amino acids)
Molecular function (GO): hydrolase activity, acting on ester bonds
Source: RefSeq, a predicted model, not a curated record
AUAGAGAAGAAGACUUUGAACAUAUUCUGUACUUUUAUUUUCACAAUGUCUAAAAUUAAGAGUAUUAUUUGGCCUCAGGUCAUUCUCUUCGGAGACUCCAUCACACAGUUUUCUUUUCAGCUGAAUGGAUGGGGCUCUGAAAUAGCAAACAAGCUAGCGAGAAAAUGCGAUGUGGUGAACAGGGGUCUGUCAGGAUACAACACACGGUGGGCUAAAGUGGUUCUUCCCCGCAUCCUCCCACCCACAGUCUCUAACCCUCCUGUAGCAGUAACCAUAUUCUUCGGUGCCAAUGACUGUUCCCUGGAAGACAAGAACCCACAGCAGUAUGUUCCCUGCGAGGAAUUCACACAGAACUUGAAAGACAUGGUGAAAUACCUGGCCUCGGCUGGAGUACCUAAUGACAAGGUUAUCUUCAUCACCCCUCCACCUCUUCAUGAGGCAUCUUGGGAGAAGGAGUGCAUCCUGAAAGGCUGCUCUUUAAACCGUCUGAACUCUGUGACUGGUCAGUAUGCUCAGGCGUGUGUGCAGACUGCAGGCCAGUGUGGAGUGGACGUGUUGGACCUCUGGUCUCUGAUGCAGAAGGAUGGACAGGAUUUCACAGUCUAUCUCUCUGACGGCCUGCACCUCUCUGCGAAAGGCAACCAGUUUGUGGCCGAGCACCUGUGGAAACUGCUGGAGAGUCGAGUGGCUGACUUGCCCUUUAUCUUGCCUUACUGGGGAGAUGUGGAUGCUAAGAACCCUGAAAACAGCCUCCUGAGUGAUUAGACUUGGUAGGUCCGAUGAUACACAGAAGCUCUGAAUUGCAGUAAGCACUGAACUGUAGCAAGCCUCUAUGGUUUGGUGAGUUUAUACCUGUUUGAGGGAGCAGGGCAGGGGAGUGAUACGGAGGGGUAGCCUUGACAGGUAAAGACAUGCACUUUAUCACUGCCUGGAGCUUUUUGGGUAAACCUGUCUGACAGUCUUUACAAAUAGAAAGCAUGUCAAGGAGCACAAAGUUAUCUCACUAAUUUCUAAGGCCUAGAUACACUGAGGAGAUCAGUUUUUGGGAGAACUAUUGAUCAUAUUUAAGUACACCAAUGCAAUGGCAUACUGUUUCAGUGCAGUAAGAUGAGCUUUAAGGGCAGCAGUAAUAUGCAAAAGCAGAUGCUGUAUUGACUUGGAUGGUCAUUCUGACUGGCUUGAUCGCUGCCAUAAUUGUCUAUAAUGUCAAUGUCGCCUGCAGAAAUAAAUUGGAGUGCUUUAUCAUUAAAUAUUAGAAUUUUAGUUAUGAAACACCAAAAAAAUUUUAAGAAUAGCUCAGUGUAUCCAGGGCUUGGAAUUACUGUGGGGAAUCAGGUAUUGUUAAAAUACUGGUUCAUGGUCUCAUGUACCCAUACUACACUGGAAGUUGAUUUUUUUUGAAGGAUUAGCUUUAUAUACCCAAUAUCAAUAUGUCUAUCCAUGUUCUUAAUAAAAAAAUAUUUUUUACUAUUAUUGAGUUCUUGUAUAUCCAUCAUUCAAAAAAAUGGUACAAAAAUCUUGUGCA